UGCGUGUCUCCCUGACCCUGUCCCUCUCGCGAUCUCUGACCCACCUGUCCCUCUGUCCCUCGUCUUCCUUAUUCCGAUCUCGCUGCCUCCGCGUCCCCAGUCCUGUCUUUUCAUAUCACUCCUUGUCUCUGCUCCAGUGUCGCUGUCCCUGCUGUCCCAAACCCCCAAACAAUCUGUCUGGUGGGGGUGGGGACUGUCAACACAAUUAAGAUAGCAGUCACUGUCCCUGCUCUGUGGUGGCGCCUGGCCACAUUAGGAGCCCUCUCCUGACCCUAGUAGUACCUCCAGAGCCCCUCUGACCCAAGGGCAAGAGGAGUCCUGCAGCUGGUGAAGGCUGCCCGCAGCCAUCCUCUGUGGUCUGGGUACCACUCCAUGGGGCAGCAGGUGGCCCUGCAGCCCCCUUCUGUGAGUAUGGAGCAGCAUUUCUGGGUCUCAGUCACUUCCUUUUACCCCUGUGCUCAGUCCCCAUUCCAGAGGUCCCUACCAGUGGGAAAGACUGUACUCCUGCCCCCUCCCCACAACCCCCAGUGACUCAGCACCUUGACCACAAACAGUUCUGACUGAAAGCUGACCCUCCUGCUUCUCAGAUAGGAACACCCAGGCCUAAGGGGAUAUGUCCAUAUUGAAGCAGGGGCAUUACUGGGUGUGGCCCCAGGUGUCUUCUCAAUUUAGCUCCCUGCCCAUAUCUCCAUCUACCCACCCAGGCCCCAUUGGGCUGCUGUGUGAUCCCAACCCUGUAGCAUACCUUCUCUGAUUCAGGCUAGGCAUUAGAUUGAUUCUUUAGACCCACUGACCCUGAGGAGAUCAUCCAAAGGGAGUGAGGACUUGAAGCUAUGAGGGCUCUCUGUCCAGGUUUUGGUCUGCAUCUCUUUUUUAGGCCUGCUGGGCUGCCCUUUGCUGGGCUUUGGGGGACCUGGAAGUUUCUGGUCCCUGAGAGGCUGUCUUACUGCCUCUGGUGCCUUUCGUCUCCUCUUCUCAGUAAAUAAAAUCUGCUGAUCUUUGCCUCCCCACCCUCACCUCCCUUGGGCACUCACACACCUACCCACAGCCCUCACAUAAAGUUGUCUCUGUGGGAAGCCCCGGCCCUGAAAGGGUUAACCCUAGGCUGCUCCUUGGGACACUAGUGGGAAAACUGAGGUAUGGCAAAGAAGGGAAUGGCCACUUCCUGCACAGGCAUGCAGGGGACCGGCUCAGAGGACGAAGACUGGGGUGGACUGUGGGUGGCCAGAGUUGGGGUUCAGGUCUGGUUUGGAUCCUUGGACUGCAUCUUGACCCAUCUCUGCACCUUCUUCAAGCUGGGACAUGCCAGGGGCUGAUGCAUCAGACAGAACUCAGGCUGGCGUCCAGGUGUGGGAGGUGGGGUGCAGGAGCUGGCCUGGGGCACCCCAUGGAGCCAGGCUCUGCAGGAGCAGGGAGCAAGCAGUGGGACCUGCUGUGCGCCCUUCCUGUGCCUCCCUUGUUGGAAAAGCACCUGCCGGCUGAGCUGAGCAGGCGGCUGGGGCAGGCUGAGCAGGAGGUUUUCCGCAGAGCAGACAAGAAUGAUGAUGGCAAGCUCUCAUUUGAAGAGUUCCAGAACUAUUUUGCCGAUGGGGUUCUCAGCCCCGGGGAGCUACGGGAACUGUUCAGCAGCAUUGACGGCUGUCCCACUGACAAUUUAGAAACAGAGAAACUAUGUGACUACUUCUCCAAACGCCUGGGUGUCUACCGGCCUGUGCUGGCUGCACUGGAGUCACUGAACCGUGCAGUACUCACUGCCAUGGACGCCACCAAGCUGGAGUAUGAGCAGGCCUCCAAGGUGGACCAGUUUGUGACACGUUUCCUGCUGCGGGAGACCGUGGGCCAGCUGCAAGCUCUGCAGAGCUCACUGGAAGGAGCGUCGGAAACCCUGGAGGUCCAGGCCUGUGGCCUGCGGUCAAGUGAACAGAAUGUGGAAGUGCAGAGCAGGCCCUGUGGCAGCCGGCGGGCAGGACGCAGGGCCCUGAGGAACAUCAGCCGGUCACCGUCCUGGUCUCCUGGUUCCUCUGACAUAGGACAGAGCUCAGAGGCGGAGAUGCAGUGGCGGCUCCAGGUGAACCGCCUCCAGGAGCUCAUAGACCAGUUGGAGUGUAAAGCCCCCCGGCUGGAGCCCCUGCAUGAAGAGGACCUUGCUAAUGGUCCUGACUCGCACAUCCUCGUCGCCCAGAGGCAGGUGCAGGUGGCAGAGGAAGCCCUGGAGGACUUCCACCGGGCCCUGUGCUGCUACGUGGACUUCACCAGAGCCCAGAGCCACUGUCUGCAUGUAUCCGCUCAGAAGCUGCUGGGCAGCGCCUCCUUCAGCCUGUACGAGUUCUGGCGGGAUGAAGCCUCCUGGAGAAGGCACCAGCAGUCACCCUGCAGCAAGGCCUUCCAGCGCAUCCUCAUCGACCACCUGCGGGCUCCAGACACCCUCACCACCGUGUUCUUCCCAGCCUCCUGGUGGGUUAUGAAUAACAACUGAGCCUGACCUGCUUAAGCUGAGGACCCUGAGGCCCUGCCUGUCUCCUUCUAGAGCCUUCUGCACUGGUCAACUCAACACUAAAACCAAGGAUGCUGCUUUCUCCUGGAAGCCCCAGGGCCUGGCCCGCUGGGGGAGGCUCAGCCCAGGGAUCGGGGACUGGGCUGCUUGCUAUUUACUUAUUUAUUAGUGUGAAUUCUGGUCCCCUCUGCCCCUGCGUUGUUGUGAUCAGCCAGGUCCCUUCCCUCUCUGGCUGCCUAGUGGCGUCCUGCUUCCUUCCUGCUGUCUUGGGGCCAGGCUUCUGCUCUUCCCCAACCAGCAGCAGAACCAGGGCUGAGCUCAGGGACCCCCAACCCCCCAAACCUCAACCCCUGAGGUUGGGCCAGAUCAGUAUAUGGGGUAGGGACUUGGGUGUCCCCAUCACCCUCCUGGGCCAGCACCAGACUUCCAUCCAACACCUGAGGCUACACCACGGACCUCUGGAGGAACCUGGGCUGGUCUGCAUAUAAUUUGCAUAUCAUUUGCAUGCUCACAACCCAUCCAUUCUCAGGGCACUAUGGGAAGCCCCCAAGGUGACCUUGUCAAGUAGCAAUAAUUUGGGCUUAGAGUCACCUGCUGUCCCCAGAGACUUCUGAACCCCAGCCCACGACCCCAGCACAGAGGCAAUAAAGGCAGUAGUCACCUCUCA
Molecule: messenger RNA, 3161 nt
Organism: Marmota monax (woodchuck)
Lineage: Eukaryota; Metazoa; Chordata; Mammalia; Rodentia; Sciuridae
Gene: Necab3
Product: N-terminal EF-hand calcium binding protein 3
Exons: 13
Coding region: 1316-2476 (386 amino acids)
Biological process (GO): regulation of amyloid precursor protein biosynthetic process
Cellular component (GO): endoplasmic reticulum; Golgi cis cisterna; cytoplasm
Molecular function (GO): calcium ion binding
Source: RefSeq, a predicted model, not a curated record